UCAGUCACAUCAUUCUCCGUGAAGAAUUAUAAAUCUGAUGACCCGCCGCCUCAGUCUCGCAAACAAAUAAAACGUUGUCACAUCAUGUGACAUGGUUUCGUACGGAAGUAGAGGCGAUCUAAACAGACAACAAGAUGGCAUCUCACCCGGGAGGAGACGAUAAAGGAAAUGCCAAAGAUCAGAUAUUGGAAGUUGGAGCUAUUUUGUUAAAGGAUUUCAUCUAUGAGCGGGUCCAGCGGCAUGGAGACAGCAAUACCGUAGUGACCAGGGCACAGCUGGGCGGAGGAGAGCUGUGUGACCCAAACCACAAGAAGCUCGCCCAGUGCCUGCAGCAGAUUGGAGAUGAGUUGGAUGGAAAUGUAGAGCUCCAGAGGAUGAUAAAUGACUCUUCACUCAGUCCCACAAAAGACAUGUUUAUCAGAGUUGCCGUUGAGAUCUUUUCAGAUGGAAAAUUCAACUGGGGCAGGGUGGUUGCACUGUUCUACUUUGCCUGUCGACUCGUCAUCAAAGCUCUUCUCACCCAAGUUCCUGAUAUCAUCAGAACCAUUAUCAACUGGACCAUGGACUAUCUCCAAGAAAAUGUGAUCAACUGGAUCAGGGAGCAAGGUGGCUGGGAGGGUAUUCGCUCCUACUUCGGCACGCCUACAUGGCAAACGGUGGGGGUUUUCUUGGCUGGUGUUCUCACCACUGUACUAGUCAUUCGCAAGAUGUGAGGGUCAUAAGAACCGCAGACAGGAGAAAGGCAGGAAAAACUACGACAGAAAGAAAUGGGGGCAGGCACAAAUGUAUAAAAGGACAACAGAAAGAAGUUAUGGGCGACUGAACAAGUUGAAUAGGAUGAACUUGUAUUUGGAAAAGGAGAACCACUUCUGCCUUCCAUUAAUUUCUAAGGACUGGGAGUUCGACUGAGCGCGCUGUCAUACCCAUUACCUGUAUGCCACUGAUGAACUAAGCUUUGCAUGAUCACAUGCACUCAAUGCAGUGGGUGGAGAGGUUGUCAGACUUGAACAGGGAAUGCAUUUUAAAUAAUUUAUUUUUUACUUGGUACAGAUUUAAAAAGUCACUGCAUUCUGUUUUCUGCCCUAAAAUAUAUAUGGACUAAUUUUUUUUUUUCAAGAGUUUCCUCUCUGUGUUAUUUUCAUUGUAGUUUUAUUUUUUUCCACUCAGCUUGCUUUUCUGAUCUUCCCAUUCUCUCCAUCCAUCUCACCAUGAUGUCUGUAUGCAAGUUAUUUCAUCUUCAUAUGUAUUGUGCUUACUAUUGUAUAUCUGUAAUCUCCUAGCAAUGAACAUGUUGGAGGGUGGUCACGUCCCAUAAAGCUAAAAAGAUAUUUUUGAAAACAUAGAACAGAUUUAGCAAGAACAUGGUAUAAAUAAAGAGAAGUUACUCAUCUGAUAAUAAUUGGGUUCAGACAACCCCAAGUAAUUUCUCCCCUUUCUUCCCGUGAAUGCACAACUCAGCCUUAUUUCAGUGGAUAACAAAAGUGCCACAGCAGGGACUUGUGUAAAAAGUCAUAUAAUUGCAGCAAAAUGACAGACAACUGAUUCUAAAUCCUGGCCGUGUCUACCAUUCGAUGAUAUGCUGUCUUUGGACAUUUUGACCAGCAUUGUGACCGUAAUGUGGCUCCCAGUAAGAUAAAUCUUACCAAUUAUUUUUGUCUGUUGUGAAUGGAGCCACAAGUCAUGAAAUUGAUGCCUCCUGUAGUCUGUGGAAGAAGUUCCACUGCAGACACAGAAAGCACUGGAUUGCUCACAGAUGCUUACCUCACUUUAUACACAUUCAAAGUACUGUAUUUUUACCUGAGUUAUUCAAAUUACAAUCUUAUCUACACAGUAAAAGGCUUUUUAUACAUUUUUCUUGUUUGUCAGUGCCUUGGUGUUUUUUUUACUCUGAAAUCACUUUGAUAUUCUCAAAUUUUCACUGUUUUUUUAUCAUAUUUGUAAAGCUGAAAUUAGUUUGAAGUCUCCUUGAAAAUCUUUUUGCAGUGACCUUGUAUGUUAUAAUAUGAAAAAAUAAAAUCUUUUAACUGUUA
Messenger RNA from Toxotes jaculatrix (banded archerfish), 2030 nucleotides. RefSeq names its product apoptosis regulator BAX-like. Bases 135 to 713 code for a protein of 192 amino acids. The transcript has 6 exons. Gene Ontology annotation, biological process: positive regulation of apoptotic process; release of cytochrome c from mitochondria; intrinsic apoptotic signaling pathway in response to DNA damage. The record is from RefSeq and is a predicted model, not a curated record. NCBI's taxonomy places the organism in Eukaryota, Metazoa, Chordata, Actinopteri, Toxotidae. Gene Ontology annotation, cellular component: mitochondrial outer membrane. Gene Ontology annotation, molecular function: protein heterodimerization activity; channel activity; protein homodimerization activity.